AUGGACUCCAAUAGCUCCAACAGUUUCGUCGCAACCGACGAGCCCAAGUUCCCAAUGCAGGAAUACCUGCAGGAACAUUACCUUGAAUUCGCUCCUAAUGGGAAGUCGAUAAGAUGGACACAUGACAACCCUCGACACCCUAGGAACUGGCCUGUAUGGAGGAAGACUUUCGAUAUUGGAAUAAUCUGUGCACUUGAUCUCUUCAUUACCGCGAGCAGCACUGCUGGCGCUGCUGCCGCCGCCCAAGCCCGCCACGAAUAUAACCUUGACUACACCUUCUCCACCUUUUGCUUCGUGACUUUGUCAGUUCCUCCUUGGACAGUCCGUGGGCAACAUCAUCUUCCCCCUUGGACAGAAUCCUUCGGGCGCAAGAAACUGUACAUCAUCAGCAGCGGAGUGAGCUGCGUUUGCUGUGUGGUGAUCGGAGUCGUCCAUUCCCUUCCUGCAGCCAUUGUUAUGCGAGUCCUCGCCGGCCUUCUCUCAGCAGUCCCAGGCACAAUCAUCGGAGGAAGCAUCGAGGAUAUCUUCAACUCCCAGGCUCGCAUCUGGGUUGUUUACUUCUGGACAAUCGCAUCGAACAUCGGUUUGAUUAUCGGUCCCAUCAUGAGCAGCCAUAUCAUUGAGGCUCUUAACUGGCGAUGGGUCUUCUAUAUCUAUGCCCUCAUCAUCGGCACCAUCACCGGUCUCCUUUUCUUUAUCCGCGAAUCUCGUUGCUCCCUUCUUUUGACCCAUGAGGUUGACACCAUGCGUCAAGAGAUUCCCUCUCUCCCCCGAGCUCUCAACCACGAUCACUCUCCCGACAUACGCACCUUCAUGAAAGAAGCCCUUUUCCGCCCUGCCCAGCUCUUCUGUCAAGAGCCCAUCAUCUUCACCAUCGCCAUGAUAAUUUCCAUUGCCAUGUCUCUCAUUUACAUCUUCACCGAGGCUCUGCAGCCCAUCUAUAUGUCGAUGGGAUUCUCUGCUCCGCAGUCAUCCCUCAUUUUUAUGGCCAUCGGCCUCGGCACUUGUUUCAGUGCUUUGACUCGUUUGUUGGAUUACCACAUCUUCAACAAGCGACGCAUCCAAGGGCGGCCCAUCAAGCCAGAGGACAAGCUCACUGGCUUAGCUAUCGGUGCACCGGUCCUGGCUGCUGGAUUGUGGUGGUUCGGCUGGACCAUCCCACCACUUAUCCAAGGACCCACUAUCCCUUGGAUCGUUCCAACUGUUUCGCUCGUCUUGGUCGGGUAUGCCCUGACUGAAAUCGACAGCGUCCUUUACGGUUAUAUCUCGGAUAGCUAUCUCAGCUAUUCUGCGAGUGCCACCGCUGCUGUAGCUUUCUUCCGUGGUGUUUUGUCUGGAGUCGUGCCUCUUUUCACGCGCCAGAUGUUCAGCGGACUCGGUGCCAACAUCGCUGUUUCGAUCCUUGCAGGUGUCGCAACACUCUUCUGCGUCGUCCCUCCAAUUUUCCUGUGCUUUGGAGAGCGGAUUCGCCAACGAAGCAAGUUCGCCAAGUAUAGCUGGCAGAUCCAUGAGGAACUGGGAAAGGAACUUGAUGAUAUUUAA
This is a messenger RNA of Penicillium argentinense, 1542 nucleotides long. RefSeq lists its product as uncharacterized. Gene Ontology annotation, molecular function: transmembrane transporter activity. Gene Ontology annotation, biological process: transmembrane transport. The transcript is spliced from 4 exons. The record is from RefSeq and is a predicted model, not a curated record. Bases 1 to 1542 code for a protein of 513 amino acids. NCBI's taxonomy places the organism in Eukaryota, Fungi, Ascomycota, Eurotiomycetes, Eurotiales, Aspergillaceae.